UGCCAUUGGAGAUGUUGCACAAAAACCUGGAACCUUUCAGGAGUCUCCUCCCAGGCGGUGGAGGUUUGGGGAGCAGCUGAUAGAGCAAGGAGAGGGCUCUUGCAGGACUCAAGUUCCAGGAGCCCUGGCGGAGCGGCACAGAGGGGGAGAGUGUGGCGAGAGAAUGAAGACACCAACCGCCCGGGAGAAGCAUGAGGUGGCAGUGCAGCGCUCGGCUUAGAGGGCUUCGGCCGGUGGCGGCGGCCCCAUGGGCAACUCUGCUGGCACUAGGCCUCCCCGGUUGGGUGCUGGCUGUCUCGGCCACGGCGGCCGCUGUGGUCCCCGAGCAUCAUGCCUCCACGGCCGGCCAGCCGCCCCUGGACUGGCUUCUCACCGAUCGGGGCCCCUUCCACCGCGCGCAGGAGUACACGGACUUCGUGGAGCGCUACCGCCAGGGUUUCACCACCAGGUACCGGAUCUACAGGGAGUUUGCACGUUGGAAAGUGAACAACCUGGCUCUGGAAAGGAAGGACUUCUUUAGUUUGCCACUGCCUCUUGCCCCAGAGUUUAUCCGGAACAUACGCCUCCUGGGAAGGAGACCCAACGUGCAACAGGUCACCGAAAACCUGAUCAAAAAGUAUGGCACUCACUUCCUACUUUCUGCCACCCUCGGAGGAGAAGAGUCCCUGACCAUUUUUGUGGACAAGCGGAAACUGAGCCGGAAGUCAGAGACAGCAGGAAGUGCCUCUGUGAUCGGGGGCAGUGGGAACAGCUCUGCCGUGUCCCUGGAGACCCUGCACCAGCUGGCGGCCUCCUACUUCAUCGACAGGGAGAGCACCCUGCGGCGGCUGCAUCACAUCCAGAUAGCCACGGGGGCCAUCAAGGUCACGGAGACCCGGACCGGCCCCCUGGGCUGCAGCAACUACGACAACCUGGACUCAGUCAGCUCUGUCCUGGUACAGAGUCCGGAGAACAAGGUGCAGUUACUCGGCCUGCAGGUGCUGCUGCCCGAGUACCUGCGUGAGCGCUUCGUGGCUGCUGCACUCAGCUACAUCACUUGCAGCUCCGAGGGUGAGCUCAUCUGCAAGGGGAAUGACUGUUGGUGCAAGUGCAGCCCUACCUUUCCAGAAUGCAACUGUCCUGACGCCGACAUCCAGGCCAUGGAGGACAGCCUGCUGCAGAUCCAGGACUCCUGGGCGACUCACAACCGGCAGUUCGAGGAGUCAGAGGAAUUCCAGGCCCUACUGAAGCGACUGCCAGAUGACAGAUUCCUGAACUCCACAGCCAUCUCCCAGUUCUGGGCAGUGGACACCAGCCUCCAGCACCGCUACCAGCAGCUGGGAGCCAGCUUGCGAGUGCUGUUCAAAAAGACCCAUCGCAUUGUCCGCCGGCUCUUCAACCUCUGCAAGCGCUGUCACCGGCAGCCCCGCUUCCGUCUGCCCAAGGAGAGGUCCUUGCCCUACUGGUGGAACCGUAUCCAGUCCCUCCUCUACUGUGGGGAGAGCACCUUCCCCGGCACCUUCCUGGAACAGAGCCACAGCUGCACCUGCCCCUACGACCAGUCUUCCUGCCAGGGCCCCAUCCCCUGUGCCUUGGGUGAAGGGCCCGCCUGUGCCCACUGCGCCCCGGACAACAGCACCCGCUGCGGGAGCUGCAACCCGGGCUACGUGCUCGCCCAGGGGUUGUGCCGCCCCGAGGUGGCUGAGUCCCUGGAGAACUUUCUGGGGCUGGAGACGGACCUGCAGGACCUGGAGCUGAAGUACCUGCUGCAGAAGCGGGACAGCCGCAUCGAGGUGCACUCCAUCUUCAUCAGCAACGACAUGCGUCUGGGCAGCUGGUUCGACCCCUCCUGGAGGAAGCGCAUGCUGCUCACCCUCAAGAGCAACAAGUACAAGCCUGGGCUGGUGCACGUGAUGCUGGCCCUGUCCCUGCAGAUCUGCCUCACCAAGAACAGCACCUUGGAGCCUGUCAUGGCCAUCUACGUCAACCCCUUCGGGGGCAGCCACUCUGAGAGCUGGUUCAUGCCCGUGAGUGAGGGCAGCUUCCCUGACUGGGAGAGGACUAACGUGGACGCAGCCGCCCAGUGCCAAAACUGGACUAUCACCUUGGGCAACAGGUGGAAGACCUUCUUUGAGACGGUCCACGUUUACCUACGGAGCCGAAUCAAAUCCCUGGACGACAACUCCAACGAGACAAUCUACUACGAGCCCCUGGAGAUGACCGAUCCCUCCAAGAACUUAGGCUACAUGAAAAUCAACACCUUGCAGGUCUUUGGUUACAGCCUGCCCUUUGACCCGGAUGCCAUCCGGGACUUAAUUCUCCAGUUAGACUACCCAUACACGCAAGGUUCCCAGGACUCUGCCCUCUUGCAGCUCAUCGAGCUUAGGGACCGGGUCAACCAGCUUUCUCCACCUGGCAAGGUCCGGCUUGACCUCUUCUCCUGCUUGCUCCGGCAUCGGCUCAAGCUGGCCAACAAUGAGGUGGGCAGGAUCCAGUCUUCUCUGAGGGCUUUCAACUCCAAGCUGCCAAACCCUGUGGAAUAUGAGACCGGCAAACUCUGUAGCUAA
Dama dama (fallow deer) is the source of this 2546-nucleotide messenger RNA. It is a transcript of the gene BRINP2, whose product is annotated as BMP/retinoic acid inducible neural specific 2. NCBI's taxonomy places the organism in Eukaryota, Metazoa, Chordata, Mammalia, Artiodactyla, Cervidae. The record is from RefSeq and is a predicted model, not a curated record. Gene Ontology annotation, biological process: positive regulation of neuron differentiation; negative regulation of mitotic cell cycle. The transcript has 8 exons. Bases 192 to 2546 code for a protein of 784 amino acids.